Topomyia yanbarensis is the source of this 895-nucleotide messenger RNA. RefSeq lists its product as uncharacterized. The transcript has 3 exons. The record is from RefSeq and is a predicted model, not a curated record. The coding region runs from base 111 to 779 and encodes 222 amino acids. Lineage: Eukaryota; Metazoa; Arthropoda; Insecta; Diptera; Culicidae.
ACAAAAGAAAGCAAAAUAUUGUAUAACCGGAAUGUAGAAAAUGCAUGAUCGCUACUCAAAAACAAUGACCAAUUUAUUUUAAAUUAUUGGGAAAGAACCGUUAUUUGAGAAUGUUACGACGUUCCUCCGUUCAAGCGCUUUCGACUUUAAUUCGAAGAUUUUCCAACAUUUCACUGCGAGAGUACCCGAAAGCAUGCUCUUCUAUAGCAUUGAAAACAACUUCAAGACUGCCAGUGGAUCCAGUGUGUAGCAGUACAACGCCGCAUAAACUAGUGUUUUUACCUCGUGAGAUUUAUCUGGACGUUGGACAGUCCCCAGUUGUGAAUCCAUUGCUUCCACUAAAGGAAAUCAUUGAUGUACCACGAAUCAAAUGGAUAAUCGAAAAUCCCAACAUGUCUCGCAUUGUCGAGAUAGGCGAUAGUGCUAAAGUUAAUUCCAAUAUGGAGUUACCGACCAACAACAACCCUGUUGGCAACAACGGAAUCCAAGCUGCAAGGUUAAUCGUCAUUCGUCGUCGAAAAAUGCGAAAGCACAAGCUGAGAAAACUACGCAAGAAGAUGAAAUUCGAAUGGGCAAAGGUUCGUCAACGACGAGAAUUGCGCAAGGAAAAAGCUUUCCAGGCUGGACUAAUCGGUCAAAUCAAAGAAGCGGAGAAAUUCUCCGCCGAGGCCUAUGUUGCCAGUAAGCUGCGGCAAGCAACAGAGACGCCAAUUCCCCGCUUCUGGAAGGGCAAGCGGUUGCCCCAGUUCAUAAUUAAGCAAAAAAUGGGGAUUGAGUAAAUUUGUAAAUAAAUAGACCUGGUUGGUAGCGUAAUGUGAAAUAAAUAUUUGUUCGAAAAUUGCAAUAAUUAGUAGAUUACUGCAAUUACUCGAAUAUAUUUGUCCCAUGAACUAUA